This is a messenger RNA of Caenorhabditis remanei, 819 nucleotides long. RefSeq lists its product as uncharacterized. The coding region runs from base 1 to 819 and encodes 272 amino acids. Gene Ontology annotation, molecular function: protein binding. The record is from RefSeq and is a predicted model, not a curated record. NCBI's taxonomy places the organism in Eukaryota, Metazoa, Nematoda, Chromadorea, Rhabditida, Rhabditidae. The transcript has 5 exons.
AUGGACAAGGUUGCUGCCCCGAACAAUGAUGAAGCGAGGGUGGAAAUUCCACCACCAAUUGCUGUUCCACAAGAAAAGUCAUCAGCGAUGGAAAAAGUGUCGAUUCCGGCCGAAAGAGAAAAGAAUAUUGGAGAACGGAAGACUGGAUACGAGUACUCAAUUAUUGUUAUCAACUACAAACCUGGACUUAAAUUUGGAUUAGGAAUCAAGAAUGUGUAUAAGAAUGUCUUUGUCAUUAAGGCGGAAGAAAAUUCAUUGGUCACGGGACUAUUCAACGUGGCUGAUCGUAUUAUUGAUGUUGAUGGAGAGCCAGUUCAUGAGAACCAGAAGUGUAAGGUUCUUCUGGUGAAGGCGUUGAAAGAAAAGAAGAUUGCGUCGUUGUUGAUUGAGAGAGGAAUCACUGAGAAGGCGUUGAAAGAUGCCACUGACGAAAUGAACGAAGAGCACAAUCAGUCAGUGAUGGCUCCUCCAGAUGUCAGAAGUAUCAUGAGAAAACUAGAAGCACAUCGUCAUCUUCGCAAAUCACCGUCUCUGGAAAGUGCUGCAGUUCCCGGUUCAGCUGUUCCGAGUGCAUUGACAAAGAAUAAAGAUGGAAAAGUGGAAAGAAAAGCGUGUAUUUUGGAAGAUGGGCACAAAUCGGUCAUUAUUCGUAUGGAUAAUGAGGAGAAUCGAGACAAACUCAAAAGAGUCGAACCUAAAGAGCCGAGAAAAGUUGAGCCAAAAGUUGAGUCAAAGACACCACCAAAACAAGAGAAACAAGAAGUUAAACCGGAACCAAAACCAGAAGCCACGCCUGAAACGAAACCUGAGACAAAAUAA